AUGCAAUAUCCCAGUCCACUUCGGCGCAUCGGUAUCGUACCGGGCGUGCUGCGAUUGACAGCUCUCGUCCUAGAAAUCCUAAGUUUCAUCCUCUUAUGGCUUCGUCAUGAGCCCGGAUACGAUUGGACAACUAGCUACGUGAUACUCGUCUAUCUGAUCUUGAUAGAUCUUUUGGAGAUCGUCUGCCUGUGCGGACAGGCCCGAGGAUGGGUCAUCUCAGCACUGCCAAUUUUGAUUGGGGGCGAUGCCAUUGGGGCUCUUGUUCUAGUCUGCUCGAGAGACUGGUAUGGCUUGUGGUAUUGGCACGGCCCGUGGUAUGCAAUGCAACAUAAGCUUGGAUCCGGAUUGUUCUUCGCGUUGCCUAUCCUCCGAUUCAUCCUACUCAUUCUAGCAGUCUUUGAAUACAAGUACGAGACUCGCCAGGACCGGCUUUUAGCAGCUGAGCGAGAAGGCCUCUUGCCCCGAUGA
Messenger RNA from Diaporthe amygdali, 468 nucleotides. RefSeq lists its product as uncharacterized. Lineage: Eukaryota; Fungi; Ascomycota; Sordariomycetes; Diaporthales; Diaporthaceae. The transcript is spliced from 3 exons. The record is from RefSeq and is a predicted model, not a curated record. Bases 1 to 468 code for a protein of 155 amino acids.